Chelonia mydas (Green sea turtle) is the source of this 2256-nucleotide messenger RNA. RefSeq names its product leucine carboxyl methyltransferase 1 (gene LCMT1). Gene Ontology annotation, biological process: C-terminal protein methylation. The coding region runs from base 750 to 1454 and encodes 234 amino acids. The record is from RefSeq and is a predicted model, not a curated record. Gene Ontology annotation, cellular component: cytosol. The transcript is spliced from 11 exons. Lineage: Eukaryota; Metazoa; Chordata; Testudines; Cheloniidae. Gene Ontology annotation, molecular function: protein C-terminal leucine carboxyl O-methyltransferase activity.
GGGCGGGCCUGGGUGUGGAGAAGCUGGGUAGGGGAGACCCCUUCCCCCUCCCCCCCGCACCCCGGGGCAGGGGGGAGCCAGCCGGGCAGGGAAUGCGGCCAGGCCCCCUGGCCUUGGGGUCAGGCGCGUCGGAAAUAGGCGCGCAAGGCGUUGGGGGAGCUGCCGAAGGCGUUGGGUCCCUGCAGGGUCGGCAAUGGUCUGUAUGGGCUGCAGGAGGGACUGUUGGACCCUGCAGUAACUGAAGAUGCCAGGGUGCGGGUGACUGGGGGGCUUAGGAGGGUUUCAGCCCCCUCCCCCCCAAUAUAUAUAUAUAUAUAGGAAUUCAAUUAAUACAUGAGGAAAGAGAGAGAGAGUAGGUGGCAAAAGAAGAGAGAGGGAAAAAAAUCAUCAGGAUUUAUUUAGGGGGAAAAAGGAUGAAGAGGAGGAAUGAGUCUAGAAAGCUUAAGAUGUUUUUGGCUGGUUGGUUUUCAAAGGAAAAGGGAUGUAGUAAGUUACAUUAUAAACCAGUGGUUUUCAACCUCUCUUCAUUUGUGGACUCCGAAAAAAACUUCUUCCAGUGAAGAUUUGCUGUAAGUAUCGGCUACUGGAAGGAUCCUUACAUCCAAUAUUUUGUGAGACAGGCCAAAGAAAGAAAAGCACCUGAAAUUAAUAGAGGAUACUACGCUCGUGUCCAUGGAGUCAGUCAGCUACUUACGGCUUUUUUAAAGAAGACAGAAUGCAACUGUCAAAUCAUAAAUCUUGGUGCCGGUAUGGAUACCAUGUUCUGGAGAUUAAAGGAUGAAAAUCUUCUCCCUAAAAAAUAUUUUGAAGUGGAUUUUCCAAUGAUAGUAGCAAGAAAAAUACAUAACAUCAAAUCAAAACCUCCCCUGUCAAAACCAAUUAUGGAAUCCCAUUCUGGGGAGUCGUUUCUAAUAGAUGCUCACAGCCUAGAUUCCAGCCGAUAUGCUAUUCUUGCAGCAGAUCUUCGAGACUCAUCAGAGCUGGAUGAAAAACUAAAGAAAUUUAACAUGGAUACACAAUUGCCUACGCUCCUGAUAGCGGAGUGUGUGCUGGUUUAUAUGACUCCUCAGCAGUCCGCAAGUCUUCUAAAGUGGGCAGCAAACACUUUUCAGGCGGCUAUGUUUAUAAACUAUGAGCAGGUGAACAUGGCUGAUAGGUUUGGGCAGAUCAUGAUUGAGAAUUUGCAGAGAAGACAGUGCAGCCUGGCUGGAGUGGAAGCCUGCAAAUCCUUAGACUCUCAGAGGGAGCGGUUACUGUUAAAUGGCUGGGAAACUGCACGUGCCAUUGAUAUGAUGGAAGUCUACAGCUACUUGCCACAGGCUGAUGUCAAAAGAAUAGAGGGACUCGAAUUCCUUGACGAAAAGGAACUCCUUGAACAACUCAUGCAGCAUUACUGCAUCUGCUGGGCUGUGAAGGAUAGCUGUAAUCUGGGUCUUCCAAACAUCACAUUUUAAAGUAUUCAAUUCAAAGAAGCCAAAGCUGCCACCUACUGCUGGAGGGGAGCUCACACGAACGAUGGGACUGUGCAUGUAAGGACUCCAGGCUGCUCAUCCUCAUAACAGCGCCAGUGAAAAGAAAGUGACCAGUGCAGUGUUGCUGAUGCUGACCCUUUCUUGUUGGCUUGUAAUUGUUUUCAUCAAUCGCUAUUGCCUUUGUGAGCAAUCGUUCCGCUAUGAGACUCAUCUCCCUUUUUCAGGGACUUGGUAUGAGACUGUUUUGAAUGUCGAGAACUCCUGUUUAAAACACCCACUCCCUUUGUUUAAAGGUGAGAGCACUGUGUCCUUGGUGGUUUUACUCAUCCUGUGUGUCUCUCUGGAUGUACGUGAAACGCGUUUGUGAAGGGAAGAUGUGUAAGCUGUGCUGUGGACUGCGUUAGUGGAUGCUAUGUUGUGUUGUUCACAGCUGAUCAUAGAGCGGUUUUUUUCUUCUAUUCAGGUUUAUUUAUUUUUGUGAAAAGGUAUCCCCUGGGCCUUCUCCAGGUUCAGGCUGCAGCUAGGUGGCUGCCAUUUUACUCAAUUUCUCACUGACUCUUGCUCAGCUGUGUACAGGAAAACUGGCUGUAUUCAGCAGGACUUUGAAAGUGGAAAGGUUUUGCUUUGAGGUCCAGCAGUGAUGGCAAAGGUGAGAAAUGGAGUCGAAGACCCAGAGCGCCAGCUGUGUCUUCACGCCAAUCCCCCGUCCUCCAAAAAAAUGCUACCUGAAAUUGAGUCUUGCAACUUGCCUUCAAGAAGAGUAAUAAAUGUCUAGUAAUUAUAA